AUGAAGCGGGACCUGCUGAGCAAGUACUUCGAGCACUUGCAGGACGACAAGUCUGCCCGCAACCAGAAGUUCUCCCCGGGAUAUGUAACCUUGCAAACAAGGUCCUUCUGCGUGCUGAUAGAUGCCUGCUUCCCACGUGGGGGCACCAAAAACAAGCGCAGCAGGGAGCGGAUGCUCGAGCAUGUCAGGGCCCUUGGAAAGACCGUGUCCCUGAAACGAGCACAGGAAGGGGCCGGUGUUCCGGAUGUUCGCGGUGGUACCGACCUUGAGGAGCCUUUAACGGUGCCGCAGACUGUGGCUUCGUGCUACAAUUGGCAAAAGAAAAUCAAGAACCUGGUGACCAAAAUCUCCUUGCUGGAUGUAACGACCCCAAAGAGCAAUCGCAGGUACAUGAAGUACAAGCUUGCAUCGCUCCGCGCUGCCAUGCUUGUGUUUGGUUUUAUUUUCCAAACUACGGAGCGGUUGCAGACAGCUCACAAGCUAGUGCUUGGCCGCACUUUGUUCUGGGACGAGGAGCGUGCGGCAUAUUUCACUGUGCCUCUGGGAGAGCAGCCGCGCAAGACCGAGAAAUCCAAGCGGAUGAAGCGCGGCUACUUUGUCGCAAAGAAGCCCCUGAGCACCGCUUGGUCCGAGCCGAUGAACGAUUACCUCUCCGUGGAUUUGCCUCUGUUGAAAAAGUAUUUCCAGAAGCUUGAAGGUGCUCUCCUCCAGCCGCCAAGGAGGGAGGGCGAGGAAGCGCCCUUUCUUCUGUUCGAUUACGAUGCCCUCAUGAAGUUGGUAGGCAAGGUCGGCCGUGCCAACGUGACCGAGAUCCGAGCGGCCGUGGAAGCGUUCCUCUUGACGGGGGGGCGAAUUUGGAGCAAUUACGGCCGAGGCGAAUUCUUUGCAGGUUUUUCUGGGGCACUCGGCCCAGGUGAGUGCCAAGCACUAUCACCUGCAAACGACAAACCGAAUCACCAAGAAGUUGCACCAGGCUUUGGAUUCUUCUUUGUCGAAGUAGCCAAGAAAGUCGCCGAGCUCCAGUUGUACAGCUCGCGGGCGGCACCAAUGGCCAGUAGGUCCGCCUCUGUUCGCUUCUUCGUCCUACGUGGUCCGCCUCUGUUCGCUUCUUCCUCCCGCGUGGUCCGCCUCUGUUCGCUUCUUCCUCCUGCGUGGUCUGCCAGUGUUUGCUUCUUCGUCCUGAGUGGUCGGGGCCUUAGCUUUUCAGCCUUACUCUUCCUUGUCUUCUGGUCGCAUUUUCAUUGUCAGCCUUUUGCACCUUACUCUUCCCUGUCUUUUCAUUGUGAGCCUUUUGCACCUUACUCUUCCUUGUCCUCUGGUCGCCUUUUCACUGUCAGCCUUCUGCACCUUACUCCGCCUUAUCCUCUGGUCGCCUUUUCAUUGUCAGCCUUCUGCACCUUGCUCUGCCUUGUCCUCUGGUCGCCUUUUCUAACUGCUUUAGCAGGAAACGUUUGA
Messenger RNA from Symbiodinium sp. CCMP2592, 1455 nucleotides. The record is from the annotation of a GenBank genome assembly. NCBI's taxonomy places the organism in Eukaryota, Dinophyceae, Suessiales, Symbiodiniaceae.